Neocloeon triangulifer is the source of this 3351-nucleotide messenger RNA. Its product is annotated as protein bric-a-brac 1-like. Gene Ontology annotation, cellular component: nucleus. Gene Ontology annotation, biological process: regulation of transcription by RNA polymerase II. The record is from RefSeq and is a predicted model, not a curated record. Lineage: Eukaryota; Metazoa; Arthropoda; Insecta; Ephemeroptera; Baetidae. Gene Ontology annotation, molecular function: DNA binding; protein binding. Bases 184 to 1839 code for a protein of 551 amino acids. The transcript has 8 exons.
GCGAGUUGCAUAACCUCGGCAGCAGAUGGCGACUGCCAUUGAGAGUUGAGAGGAAGAAGGAAAGGAAAACAAUAAUUUCGGUACAAAUUUGAUUAUAUUUCGCCUGGAUUACGUAAAUAAACACUAAACAAGAGGCUGUUAACACAACAGAAAUCAUUCAAAGGCUGCCGCCUUUAGAAAACCAUGUCUGCUGCCCAACAGUUCUGCUUGAGGUGGAAUAAUCAUCAGCCCAACUUUGUCACCGUCUUUAGUUCCUUGUUGCACAGUCAGGUCCUCACCGACGUCACCCUUGCUGCCGAUGGACAGCAAAUAGAAGCUCACAAACUUGUGCUUUCCGCCUGCAGUACUUACUUUCAAGCUCUUUUUACUUCGUACAGUGGUCAUCAGCACCCCAUUGUGAUCCUUAAAGAUGUCACUUUUCGAGAUCUUCGGACUAUGGUAGACUUCAUGUACUCCGGAGAAGUGCAUGUAACACAGGAACAAUUACCUUCCAUCAUAAAGACGGCUGAGAUGUUGAAAGUGAAAGGCUUAGCAGAGGGACAAGAUAUGUCGCACGUUGAAAAAUCACAGCUUUCAACUGAGUCAUCAAGGUUGUCUUGUGAGGCUCUUGGCGCCUCUACGGAAUCCCAUCAAACUUGGAGUUCUGAGAGGAGAAGUCCAUCACCAUCAAUUUCACCCUCCACUGCUUCUAGGAGAAAGCGAAUGCGGAAGUCCUCAACUGGCUCCACUUCUGGCUCAGGAGUUACAGAGAGGGUUUCUGAUGACCAAGCUGAUGUUGCAUAUCCCCAUCAUUCCCCACGAUUAGAGCAGCAAGGUUCUUCCCAGAUGAACCUUAGCACUGACAUGUCAGAGCGGAGUAUUAGAGAACAAACAAGCACUGACUCGGACAUUCAAAACUGCUCCCAAGACAGCGGAAAUGAACAAAUGCCUUUGUCCAUGGUUCAUCCUGGAGUUCAGCAGCAACAGCAUCAUGGACCAGGAAGAGGGGUAGUGGAAGAGGUUCCGAGUCCAUUGAUGGAGCCCAGCGUGGCUCAUCAUUAUUCCACUCUGAGCGCUUCAGCUGGGAAAGGUUCUUUGUCUCCGAAGCAAAAAAGAGGCCGUCUUCUGAUUCGUCAACCUCGACUAAAGAAAGAAACCGACCCGCUCAGUUUUGAGAGUGACCCCGAAGAUUCCAACUCUCCUCAGCCUUCAACCUCUCAGUACCUGCAAGUCCCCCAUCUCAGGGUGGAGCGGCAAGCUUCGGAGCCUUUGCCCUCAAAGUCACUUCUUCAAGUACCAUCCCCUUCUUUCCUUACCAAACAGCAUUCACAGCCGCUCCUGCCAAGUCAACAAACCAAGCCCUUGACCCCAAAAUCGUCCAUCCUUUUAAGGCAGGCCACCAUUAACGUGUCAAUCGAGGCCAGCACCAGCGCUCAGCCGCCCAAAGACCAAGUGCCAAUUCUGCGAGUUACCUCUGAGUCGUCCGAGUCACCCACUAGAAGCCUCAUUCGUCGAGAGCCAAUUAAGAGGGCCGUUUCAAACCCUGUCCAGUCCAUCUCUGACUCGGAGCGACUUGGACACUGUCCAUUGCUGAGACCAGGACCGGCUUUAGGAUGCAACUUCUGUUGGAACACAAUCGACCAAAAUAACAGAAUCCUCCGGAGAAAGACCAAGUACUACUGUCCAGAAUGCCAGACCAAUUUGUGUAUUGUACCCUGCUUUCAAGAAUAUCACCACAAAUUUGACCGUCAGACCACUACCACCUCACUGCGGUCAUCAACUUCGACUGUGCAGGUAUCGGCAGCGUCGGGAUCGUCUCCAGCAGCUGCCUCUUCCGAGGAGUUUGUGCUGUCACCUUAGAGACCAGCACAUACACAGUGGGCCAUUUUGAACCAGCAUAGCUUAUUUUGGUCAUUUUCAAAUUUCAAAGGAUAUUAAACAAAUAUUUUGCAAUACCUUUUUUGGAAUGGGGAUAAUUAUAAUGAAAGUCAAAUGGUUGCGAUUAAAUACAGGGUUUUAACUCUCUAUGUAAACUCUCUAAAAGACCUCAAUUUGAAUGAAAAAACUCUUGUGACUGAAACUUUACACUUCUUGUCUAGAUAUAUAUUAUAUUGCUUAUGUUUUUUUUUAUGCGCGAAUGGAUGGGUGUAGGGACUGUCAUAGGAGUCACAUGAUUUAAAUUUUAAAACCCUAAUAAGUAACCACUGUGAUAGAAACUGGAGAUCAGUCUGUUAUUUAAAUUUUCCAAUGUAUUCAUGGAUCUACGAUGUAAUUUUGUCUGAUGAUAUGAACGAAAGUAUAAAUAACAAAAUUUUUGUGUUCUUACAACAAACGCGCUCUGAGAAGGAACAAAAAAGCAUGAUUCCUUUUACCAGUUCUUAUUUCAAAAAGUAUUGAUCUCAUAAUAUUACAGCACCCUCGAGUACCCUUUAACGACAUACUUUUAAACUAACUUUCAAGAUGGAGAUAAUAUAAUUUCUCUUAAUUGAGAAAUAUCUAUAAUAUGUUUUGAGAAAUUACUACGAAUAAACGGGAACCAUUACAAUUUUCUGUUAAUAUAAUAUCUCAUCAAGACAAAAAUGGAAUACAAAAAAAAUGCUUUACGAGUUCAUGGAUUCAUACAAAAAUUAUUUAUCUCAAAACAGAUUCAUCAAUUCUCUGUAUAAUAAGCACCACAUAAAAAGAAAGUCUUAUUGGAGGAAAGUCCAAAAUUAAACAUAUAUUUAAAUAAAAUAAUAUAUUAUAUAUUGAUGUCAAGAAACUGCUAUUUUAAAAUCCUCAAACUACUCUUCUUGAUGAGUUAAAUAAUGUAAAAUAACAUUUUAUAAUGCAUUUUUCAUGAACUUCAUCAUUGUGACUUUUCAUUACGGUUUAUUAUAUAUGAUAAUUGUUACAAACAACGAAACAUAUAUUAUAAAUAAUAUGUGGUUAAUUAUAAAAAAAAAUUAUUUUCCUGUCAAGCUGCUUUGUACAGAAAAACUUCUAAUUGUUCACUUAAUGUGCCUACAAACUUUCAAGUAAAUCAUAUUUCUUAAACUGUCUUGGAAAAAAUGGGAUCACUUUUGUCGAUACCUUGCUCAAAUAAUGUGUGAAAGAAUUAACUGUGUACCACGCAACUGCAUGUGUUUGUUAAUUUUCCAUUACAUAAUAGCAAAAUUAUGUUCAACUUGAAAUUUGGUGUUAAUAAAUAGUGCAAAGCACCACAAGUACAUUUAUAGAAAGAAAAAAAACUAACAAAUAGCACAGACCGUUAAUAAUUGUAACACUUCUUCCUUGUCAAUUUCAAUUGUUAAUGAAAGUUUCCAAAAAUUAAUAUGUGACUGUAUAUAUGUCGGAUUCCAAUAAUAAAGUGGAAUUUAGAUUUUCAACGAA